GUCCUUAUCCCUGCUUAUCCCGUCUCCAGCCUGAAGGCUGCACCUAGGACCAUUGGCCAAAGCGGAGCACCUUGCCACACGCGUCACCAGGGCGGCGUCGCAAGGCAGCACACUCAUACACUUUGGUGUAACAGCCAAAGUCGCCGAGCAAGGGGUGCUGGGUUUGGUCAGCGGCUGCCACGCGUAUGUGGACCCACCAUGCCAUCCAUCCCUGCGAACUUCCGGACAGGCCCACCGUGUUGUCUGAUGUGUCGGUUCAGCAGCUCAUAUUGCAUGGUAGUAUCAUACUAGACUGUGGGAAAUGCGUCAAACUGAUGUUUGGGCAAGGUGGGCGCUACUUGCUUGUGUCCCCAAACUUACUCCAGUCUUUACAUGGCCUUGAUCAGUAUAUAGAAUGCAUGCAAAGGAACAAGACCAUAUCAGAUUCUGCGAAAGGAGCUACUCCUCAACAUCGCGAUUCAGUGCACACAGCUGCAACAAUUCUUUAGGAGGCCUAUUUGACGCAGUGAGCACACAGCAUUAGACCUUCAACAUAUACUGUAAGAAUAGGAAUACCUGUAGGACCAAACGAGGCUGCGGAGACAGAACAGUCCCACACCGUCCCGAAAUUGCAGCUACAGGCAAACGCACAGGCUAAGUCCGAGUCCCGCAAGCUGGCUGCACUGCAGUAUUUGAUAUCGAGUGGAAAGAGCGAACCGAGGAUAUUAGGUGCUCGAGGCCGGCUACGGGAGAAUGCCGAAGAGGAAAGCUGAGCACGAUGCCGAGGGUGCACCGGCAGCCAAGGCCCGUCGCCCCAAUGGCUACUGGCUUCCUUUUAACACCUGGUGGCGCGCCUACAAGGAGGACCACGGUCAGCGGCCCUCGGUGAAGGUCAUGACUAAAUGGCACACCGAAAACGCCGAGGCUGCGUGGGGCUCUGCGGACGUGCCGCCGCUAACGGACAUGCUCAAGACGGCCAAGGGCCUGCGGCCGCUGCCGGACGUCCGGAAGUAUUUCUGCGAGUACCGCCGGAAGAACCGGGAGGCCAAGGUGGUAGGCGAGUCGCCGCUUAAAGGCGUGUCCGCUGGCCCCGUGAGCAAGCCGAGCUGCGCCGCCAAGCCCCGCGGCGGCCGCAUCGGCUCGAGCAGCAGUGAGGACGAGGGCCCUGGCUCCGACGCCGAGUCCGACAUGACGGACAUCGAGGACGCGGUGCUUGCGGAACUAGCACAAGACGUGGAGGAGGCUACUGGCGGUCAGCAGCAGCCCCAGCAGCCCGGCUUCCCAUCGCACCUGGUCAGCGGUGCCACAGCCGCGCGGCAGGCCUACAACGUGGCCUGCGCUGCCGCUAUAAUGGAACUGGCGAGCCUCCCGCUUGCGGGUGCAGCCUGAGCAUUCACGCGACCGCAUGCACGCGAUUGCAGCACUGCGCGGACGGGUCGCCGUCGUAUUACACCUUGGUUAUUUGGUUCUGGAGAAUUUGGUUCUUGGUCUGGCUUUUCAGCGGUUUCGGGUACAUGCCGUGAACACGCACCGACCUCGUUCCCCUCGGCCAGCCCUCCGCCCGCCGCCCACUCAGCUGUCAGCAAGUGUCAGCACGGUUCCCCCACCCGGCCGGCCCCGCUGCACCGUGCGUGGGCCGGUCCCUGGACGGGUGUGGGGAACCGCACAGCGGUCCGCGCCCGUCCGUCUCAGCUGUCAGCUGUACGCCACUGCAUCGUCGCCAGCCUCGCCGCGGCACAUGGGGGCGGGAUCCAUGCAGCGGCGCCCAUACUUACCACGCUUGGCCGGCGCCAGUACAUACUACCAGCACAGCUCGCCCGGUGCAGCCGCCGUUCAGCCCUUUAAUC
This is a messenger RNA of Chlamydomonas reinhardtii, 1826 nucleotides long. RefSeq lists its product as uncharacterized. NCBI's taxonomy places the organism in Eukaryota, Viridiplantae, Chlorophyta, Chlorophyceae, Chlamydomonadales, Chlamydomonadaceae. The record is from RefSeq and is a predicted model, not a curated record. The transcript is spliced from 4 exons. Bases 733 to 1368 code for a protein of 211 amino acids.